CCGCACAAACCCAUUUUUAGCUUGGCGCUCAGAUACGCCAUGCGCGCGAAACUCUUCUCCAUCGAAAAGGGGAUUCCACUCAAGUUUCGUGUUUUGCUGGUUGUGGACAUGGUAACUGAUGGUAGAGGGACAAUUUCCAUGAUUAUCUCUGUUUUGGUAAUAAAUGCCAUUAACCUAUAGGCGGUGAAGGAGAACCUCCAAAGGUAAGGAAAAUGAAAACAUGAUCAUCAAGGUUACUUGAUUUGAUUCCGAAGGAAAACCCCCUCUAUUGAAGAAGUUUCUCUCUAAUCAGAACGAUAAUGGCUAUGACAACGAUAGACAGAAAGUAGGAAGCCACGGCAACUCCAGAAGAGAUGUGCUCUUCGAAGACGAUGAAGUAAGGAGAAAGGUCUCAGAUAGUAUUAUCUUCAACACAUCGAUGACCUUCAGCUUCAGGUCCGACAGAAGACUCACAAUCUCAAUCACCUCGAAGCUUAGAGGAAUGAUCUCAAUUCUAGAGGAAUCAACCCACUUCUCUCCUUACUCCCGAAUCCUCUGGCGCUUCAUCAUCACGUCCGAAGGAAGGGUUGGCAGCAGUAUUUCGAGAAAUCAAUUCAGGGAAGCCUGUGACUGCUGGUCUAAGAAAGGUAACGGAUGAUAUGAAGAAAAAGAACCGUGCUAAUAGAAUUGGCAUUGUUGGUGCCAGUGAAAAAGAUGCACGCACUAGUUCUCCAUCAUUUUCUAAGGCAGGACCUCCAAAGUUGGAGCUUCAAAUGGAUCGCAAGUGAGGAUCCUAAGAUUUUCUUUAACAUUGAAAGCUAGCCAUGUUUCAGGAAGCAUCUUUCUUGAUAAGCUUUAUACUUAUGUAAGAGGUGGGUUUGGUAUUUGAUUUGUCUAUUGUUACAUAUUUAACAAAUGGGUGUUUAAGAAUCAAAUUGGGAGAAAGAACUUGGUUAUUGAUGAUUGUGAUGCAAAACAAUCUGUAUAUGUUUUUGGGUGCAAGGACUCUGUUUUGCAAAUCCAAGGUCAUUGCUGCUUCCCGUAAGCUGUACCAGUAUUUUUUUGGCUGGUUAUCCAACUACUUAUAUAUAACAAGGGAAAGUGAAUAAUAUAACAGUUGACAAGUUCUCUAAGAUGGGGAUUGUAUUCACGGAUGUUGUAGCAGCUUGUGAGAUCGUGAACUGCAAUGUUGUUGAGUUCCAUUGCCAGGGCUUGACUCCAACAAUUUCAGUGGACAAUACAGGAGGCUGCCAAUUAUAUCUGAGUAAAGAGUCUCUGGGGGCUUCUAUAACAACAGCUAAGUCAAGUGAAAUAAAUGUAUCAGUACCUGGUGGUGGCCUUGAUGCUGAUUGGGUCUUGUCUACAUCCUCCAUCACCAAAAAGAUGAAGUUGACGUCCACUAAAACAUGGAUAUCAUUUCUUAGGUUACCACUACCCGUUGAUGUGUACGAGGUUUUUAUCUUUCACACUUGCUGAAAUUUAAAUUGAGCUCCUUAAACAUGUGGAAAGCAAUGAAAGGGCCACAAUUGAUAGUUAAUUUUGCAAUGGUGAAACCUUUGUUAGCUAUGGUGGAUACACCAAGUUUCCUUGGUUCAAUGGAAAUUCAGCAGUCCGCUUAACCAAACUUCCCAACACGUUUGAAACUGGAAGCUCUUGUCUAUUGAUAAAAUUCUCUUUAUCAUGAGAAAUCUUCAAGUGAAAUUCUGCCAUGUCAUCAGUGGGCGUUUGCAGUUUUAGAGCUGGCAAGGAAAGUACAUGCUUCUAUUGGGGAAUUUGAAGAAAUGGUUCUUGGGGUUAUUGAGGAGCUUGCUCGGCUUUGCAGGGAGAGAACUGCAGACUUUAUGCAAUGGAUGCAUUGCCUUGUUGUUACCAGUCUUCUCUUAGAUAUGUGGAUGGAUACAUUGGACUAAAUUUCUGUGUUAAUUGUAUUAUUUAUGAUAGCAAUUUGGAAAUUGUAAUAUAUUUUUAACAUAUUUGUGUAUAAAUACAGUUGUGAUGUAAUUUAACAAGAGUUCACAAAUAUUUAUGAAAAACAUUUAUUUAA
Nelumbo nucifera (sacred lotus) is the source of this 2023-nucleotide messenger RNA. The record is from RefSeq and is a predicted model, not a curated record. NCBI's taxonomy places the organism in Eukaryota, Viridiplantae, Streptophyta, Magnoliopsida, Proteales, Nelumbonaceae.